Cutaneotrichosporon cavernicola is the source of this 1239-nucleotide messenger RNA. RefSeq lists its product as uncharacterized. Lineage: Eukaryota; Fungi; Basidiomycota; Tremellomycetes; Trichosporonales; Trichosporonaceae. Gene Ontology annotation, cellular component: cytoplasm; membrane; intracellular membrane-bounded organelle. Gene Ontology annotation, biological process: phosphorylation; sphingosine biosynthetic process. The transcript has 3 exons. The coding region runs from base 1 to 1239 and encodes 412 amino acids. The record is from RefSeq and is a predicted model, not a curated record.
AUGCCGCGCUAUCACGUUCUCGUCAACCCCGUCUCCGGCUCGGGCCAAGCACCAGACUUUAUUGAGCACAGCGUCCUUCCCCUCCUCAACUCCCUGGACAUCGACUACGACGUGCACGUCACAAAGGGCGUCAACGACGCGGGGCGUAUCGGCCGUGAGCUCCUCCUCGAGCGCGAACAACGUGUGUCAGAGGGCAAAGUCAAGCGGGAUGACGUGACGACCGUCGUGGUUGGGGGGGGCGAUGGAACGGCACACGAGUUCAUGGAAGGCGUGUUGGAGGGUGUACGGGGCGGCGCGGAACUGGGGCGCUGGGAGCUCGUCACCCUGCCUCUGGGCACUGCCAACGCCCUCCACUCGACCCUCUUCCCGCCUGACAGCGUACCCGUACCUCUCACUGCACGGCUCGAACCACUCAUCGCCCCGGGGAACAUGCACGCGCUCGCUUCGCUCAUCCGCGCACUCGAGGGUGGUGCCCCCCGCUCCCUUCCUGUUACGCAGACCUCGAUCUCCAACGCCGACCCGAUCCCCUCACACAUUGUCCUCAGCACGGCGCUACACGCCAACAUCCUAGCGGACUCGGAGGCGUUCCGCGCCGAAAUGCCCGGCAUCGAGCGCUUCAAACUCGCGGCAGCAGCUAAUAUCUCCGUCUUCUUCCCGGCCCGAGUGCAGUUGUUCCCCUCCACCACAGGGGUGAGGAUGUACGAUCCCCGGACGAAGGAUUGGAAUACCGUGCCGGAGGAAGACUAUACGUUAGAGGGGCCGUUUGGAUACUUUCUCUCCACGACGACGACUCCACGCCUGGAACCCACUUUUGUCGUCGCGCCAACCCUCGCCCGGCUGCCGCCAGCGCCACACGAGGGAACGAUGGACAUUGUCGUACUCCGACCGAUGCGCGAUCCGAAGGUUCGGGCUGCGGACGAUAAGGCCGCCGCGUGGGCGCCGCGCGCCAAGGAGGUGUUAGGUGCUGCUUAUGAUGACGGGCGCCAUAUUGCGCUCGUUUAUGGCAGGAACGGAUGUGUUGACCUCAGCGCCCGCGUCCCGCAGCACGACGAGGGCGGUGAACCAGUUGUGGAGGUGUUCCGGUGCGCGGGGUUCGAGUGGACACCAACUGACCAGUCGCACAAGAAAAGCCACACUGUGUGCGCGGACGGCAGCCUGUAUGUCAUCCCUCUAGGUGGAUCGGCGCGCGCCAAGGUCAUGGAGAGCCAUGCCGGUCAGGGGUUCUGGGUGUGGGGAUAG